This is a messenger RNA of Bactrocera tryoni, 1557 nucleotides long. RefSeq names its product probable cytochrome P450 313a4. Gene Ontology annotation, molecular function: heme binding; iron ion binding; oxidoreductase activity, acting on paired donors, with incorporation or reduction of molecular oxygen. The coding region runs from base 1 to 1557 and encodes 518 amino acids. The record is from RefSeq and is a predicted model, not a curated record. NCBI's taxonomy places the organism in Eukaryota, Metazoa, Arthropoda, Insecta, Diptera, Tephritidae. The transcript has 8 exons.
AUGCAAGUGAAGGAGAAUGUUGUUAGUUUCCAAGGAUUCAAAAUUUUAUUAUAUCUUUGUGGUAUAUUGUGUUUAAUAUUGAUUUAUGUGAAAUAUUUUAAGAGAAAUCGUUAUUAUAUCAUAACUUCGCAAUUACCAACAGUAAGAGGUUUUCCGUUUUUGGGAAUCGCAUAUAAAUUAAUUCCAAUGAAAAAGUUUCUAUACAUUCUGGAAUCGUACUUCAUUAAGUUUAAGAGUUGGAAUUAUUUCGCCUGGAUUGGGCCUCAACCGUUUCUUGUUACCGUGGAUCUAGAUAUGAUAAAAGAAAUACUCACUUCAAAUAGAUUUAUAAAUAAAUCUGCAACGAUGUAUUCAGCCAUCGAUAAUGCAAUUCCAAAGGGACUUAUUACUAGCCCAGGGGAGAAAUGGAAGCACAAUCGAAAGCUCAUGAACUCAACAUUCACUCACAAAACCAUCAUUAAAUUUAUACCAAUAUUCAAGGAUGGUGCUCAGGCCUUGGUGGAGAGGCUGAAUAAUAAUGUCGGAAACGGAGAAUGUGAAGUAUUCGAAAUAAUAAAGCGAACAUUUUUAGAUAUGGCUAUGGAAACUACAAUGGGGGUUGGCCUUUAUAAGGGAAACGAUAAUCACAACGAAAUGAUUCGCGGAUUUAAUUACAUGUUGGAACAAGUCGCUAAUGGAGCUAUGUUUAGCACAUUAAAGGUCGGAUUUUUAACUUACACACCCAGAUACUAUAAAACGAAGCAACUUAUAAAGGACUAUAUAGAAACGUUAAUUGAAGAUAAGCGAAAGGCAAAUGAUGGGACUAUUGACAGCAAAAAUAUGAACGUAACGUCGGAGGAGGUAGAUAUAAAAAAGGAUGCUGAUAUUUUUAUAAAUCGUGCCCUCAACUUUCAAGAUCAAAGCUUAUUUCAACAUGCCGACGUAUUAAACGAAACCCAAACUGUUAUUGCUGGGUCAUUCGACACCGUUUCAACACAAAUUUACUCAAUUCUUAUAAUGCUUGCCAUGCACCCAAACAUUCAACAAAGACUCUUCGAAGAAACGGAAGAAAUAAUUUCUGUCGAAAAUAUGUCUAUUGAAUACGAACAACUCAAACAAUUUUCUUACAUGGACCUUGUAAUUAAAGAAACCCUUCGACUUAUGCCAUCAAUACCCAUUAUAGGUCGGGAAGCUGUGAAGGAUGUUACAUUAAACGGUAUCAAUGUUCCUAAAGGCCUGCAAGUAAUGAUACCAAUUUUCAUACUGCACAGGCGCACAGAUUUAUGGGGUCCUUUGGCACAUUCAUUUAACCCAGACAAUUUUCUACCAGAAAACAAUUGCAAACGUCACCCUUGGGCAUACAUUCCAUUCUCUAAAGGUUCACGAAAUUGUAUUGGUUGGCAUUAUGCUGAAGUGGUUUUGCGUGUUAUGCUUUUAAGUUUGAUUCGUAAUUUCAAAUUCACUACUUCAUUCCGGUACGAAGAUCUUAUUUUUUCUGAUCAUAUUAGUUUGAGGUAUGUUGAAGAACCCAAACUACAGAUAUGCCGAAGAAAUGAAUUUUUGGAAAGAAUUAAUUGA